AACACACUCAUUUAAAAGCUCCUGCAGUCAGGACUGAACUCAGAGCUCAGGAUUCAUCAUGUCUGCAGUGUGGAUUGGUCUGCUGGCCUGUGUGUGUGUUUGUCUCCGUGUUACAGCACAAGCGCAGGGCUUGACGGGUAUUCCACUGUUUUCUCAUCAUGAUGAUGAUGAUGAUCAGACAGAGAAAGAGAAGCCAAACUUAAGGAAUCAUGAGAUCGAGAUGCAGAAUGUGAAGAUAGACUGCAAGGUGGCGUCUCGAUUUGCCCACACAGUCAUGACGUCCACGGCUCUGAACAAGGCCAACGUCUCACAGGAAGUCUUCUUCGAGGUGGAGUUACCCAAGACGGCCUUCAUCACCAACUUCAGCAUGGAAAUCGAUGGAAAGACAUAUGUAGGAGACGUUAAAGAGAAAGAGAAGGCCAAGAAGGAGUAUGAGACAGCUGUGUCGUCUGGGCAUACGGCUGGACUCGUCAAAGCUUCAGGCAGAAAGAUGGAGAAGUUUUCGGUCUCUGUGAACAUUGCAGCCAACAGCAGUGUCACAUUCACACUUACAUAUGAGGAGCUCCUUCAGCGGCGGUUUGGCAAAUAUGAGCUCAUGAUCCGAGUCAAACCCAAGCAGCUGGUCCAGCACUUUGAGAUUGUUGCUACUGUCUAUGAGCCCCAGGGUAUUACAUUUCUGGACACCAAUGUCACAUUCAUCACCAAUGACCUGCUCCCUCUAUUGGAGAAAACAGUCACUGAGAAAAAGGCCUAUGUGUCCUUCUCUCCAACUUUGGACCAACAGAGGAAAUGCCCAGGCUGUGACGGUACACUGAUAGAUGUAUUAGAUAAAAGUGGCUCCAUGGAGGGAAGAAAAAUGGCACAGACUCGAGAGGCACUCUUGACCAUUCUAGAUGACCUAUAUGAGGAAGACCACUUUGGGCUUGUCAUAUUUGACAAUGAGAUUGAAACAUGGAGACCAUCAUUGAGCAAAGCUACAAAAGAAAAUAUAAAAGAAGUAAAGAAAUAUGUCAGAAGUAUAACAGCAAAGCACAUGACAGAUAUCAAUGGAGCUGUUUUACAUGCGGUUGACAUGCUGACUACAGCCAAGAGAAACAACUCCCUCCCAGACAACAGCCCCUCCAUGAUCAUCCUACUGACUGACGGAGACCCAACUGCUGGAGAGACAAAUCCUGCUGUGAUCCAGCAAAAUGUCCGUAAUGCUACUGGCGGAAACAUGAGCCUCUUCUGUUUGGGCUUUGGCUAUGAUGUACACUAUGGUUUUUUGGAUGUGAUGGCCAAACAGAAUGACGGUUUGGCUCGAAGAAUCUACGAAGCUUCAGAUGCUGUGCUGCAGUUGCAGGGUUUCUAUAAAGAGGUGGCUAGUCCGCUCCUCUUAGAAGUGAAUCUGCAUUAUCCAGACAGCAUGGAGAAUUCCCUGACUACCAGCCAUUUCAGUCAGUUCUUCGGCGGCUCCGAGAUUGUAGUCGCUGGCCGACUGAACGACUCUCAAGCGGACACGUUUCUUGUUGAGGUGUCAGCCCAAAUGCUGGAGAAGCCUUUUGUGGUCCAGGGUCAGGCCCAUGCUGAGGAGUGGGUUGCCAUGUUCCCUGAGCAAGAGUACAUCUUUGGAGACUUCACUGAGCGUCUCUGGGCAUAUCUGACCAUCCAACAACUCUUAAACAAACAAGACAAGUGUACACCUACAGAAUGUGAGAAUGUCACUGCUGAAGCACUGGACCUCUCGCUAAAAUACAACUUCGUCACCCCACUCACAUCCAUGGUGGUCACUAAGCCAGAAACUAACACAACGUCAGAAGAUACUUUAAUUGCUGACAAAUUGACAGAAGACCAACGGAUGGACUUUGCAGGACCAGACCAACCGAUGGCCCUUGCAGGACCAGUCCCCGGUCAGGUUGGAUAUGGUACACCUCUAUCCAUAAGCAGUGCAGCUCUACUUGGGCACAGAGGUCAUAUAGCUGUAAAAGCUAUGGCAGUUGAUGGAGAUCCGCACUUCAUCAUUGAGUUGCCAGAUCGGAAUGAUGCUCUGUGCUUCAAUACUGAUGAUAAACCAGGCACCAUCUUCAACCUGGUGAAAGAUCCAGUCUCAGGAUUGGUGGUAAAUGGGCAAACCAUUGGAGACAAGAAGGUGGAGCCUGGGAGCAAGCAGCACACCUACUUUGGUCAAUUCGGGAUUGUUCACAAGAAAUUUGGUAUCAGAUUAAUGGUGACAACCCAAAAGAUCAUAGUGUUUGAGCAGGGCAAGCAAGAACAACUUCACUGGUCACAAACAUCUAAUAUUAAGGAUUUGAACAUGGACCUUCAGGUAACCAAAGAUCAGAGUCUCACAGUGACCCUGAAGGACACGGUGAAGUUUGUUAUCAUCUUGCACAAAGUGUGGAAGAUGCAUCCCUACCACCAAGACUACCUGGGCUUUUACACCCUGGACAGCCACCUUCUUUCAGAAAGAGUCCAUGGUCUACUUGGACAAUUUUUCCAUGGUGUAACAUUUGAGGUUAGUGAUGUCUUUCAAGGGAAAGAUCCAGGCAAACCAGAUGCCACCAUGUUUGUGAAGGGCCACAAUCUCACAGUGACCAGGGGCUGGCAGAGAGACUUCAGAAAGGAUGUGAAGAACGGAGAAAAUGUGUCCUGUUGGUUUAUUCAUAAUAACGGCACAGGGCUCAUCGAUGGAGUCCUCGGAGACUAUAUUGUUGCUGGCCUCUUUACGACUUUCUGAGAGGGAAAAAGAAAAAGAAAGAAAAGAAGGGACUACAGAAGACCAGACUGGACUGUAAAUGUAUUUUAUAUGUUUUCCCCCUUUUCAUUACUGGUCAAAAACACAUGAAAGUAUGAUGCAAAAGUACCUUAUCAUGAACCUGAAGUAUAACAGGAAUUUCUCUAACAAACACUGAGAGGACUUUGUUAUUGACUUUGUACACAUUUGCUUGUGAUUAAACAUUUCUGCUGACUGUCCAGAUUAAA
Molecule: messenger RNA, 2961 nt
Organism: Pangasianodon hypophthalmus (striped catfish)
Lineage: Eukaryota; Metazoa; Chordata; Actinopteri; Siluriformes; Pangasiidae
Product: inter-alpha-trypsin inhibitor heavy chain H3
Biological process (GO): hyaluronan metabolic process
Molecular function (GO): serine-type endopeptidase inhibitor activity
Source: RefSeq, a predicted model, not a curated record